This is a messenger RNA of Prunus armeniaca (apricot), 717 nucleotides long. The record is from the annotation of a GenBank genome assembly. Lineage: Eukaryota; Viridiplantae; Streptophyta; Magnoliopsida; Rosales; Rosaceae.
AUGGUGCUCUUGCCUGCACUGUGUACCUCUCAAGACACAUUUACAAGCUCUAGAGCAACCUAUUACGGUAGCCCAGAUUGCUAUGGGACCCCAACUGGAGCUUGUGGCUAUGGAGAAUAUGGAAGGACAGUCAACGACGGCCAAGUGACCGCAGUUGCUAGGCUGUAUCGGAAUGGAACUGGCUGUGGUGCAUGUUACCAGGUUAGGUGCAGAGAACCUCAACAUUGCAGUAGUGAUGGGGUGAAUGCGGUGGUGACAGAUUAUGGGGAAGGAGACAGAACAGACUUCAUCUUCAGCCAGAGAGCCUAUGCAAAGUUGGCAAGUAACCCAGCUGCAGCUGAAAGGCUAUUUGCUUAUGGUGUGGUUGAAAUUGAAUACAGAAGGAUCCCCUGCCGGUACUCUGGUCGUGCCAACCUUGUGUUCAAAGUCCAUGAACAUAGCAAAUAUCCUGAAUACUUGGCUAUAGUGAUUCAAUAUGUAGCUGGCCAAAAUGACAUCAUAUCUGUUGAGUUGUGGCAGGAGGAUUCCAAACAAUGGAGGGCCAUGCGCAGAGCAUAUGGAGCAGUUUUUGACACUCCAAACCCACCUUGUGGCUCCCUUAACGUAAGGUUCCAAGUGAGUGGCAGUGCAGGGGUGAAAUUCGUGCAGGCAAACCAAGCCAUCCCUGGAGAUUGGAAAGCUGGGGUUUCCUAUGAGACAGACAUUCAGCUCAAUUAA